This is a messenger RNA of Carassius carassius (crucian carp), 1174 nucleotides long. Its product is annotated as fucolectin-1-like. The record is from RefSeq and is a predicted model, not a curated record. Bases 81 to 1019 code for a protein of 312 amino acids. The transcript has 7 exons. NCBI's taxonomy places the organism in Eukaryota, Metazoa, Chordata, Actinopteri, Cypriniformes, Cyprinidae.
GUGUAAAUGAGGAUGAGAAAUUGAAAAUUAUUUCUUCAUAUUCUGAGAUGAUGUGAUGAGUUCUUAUGUUUUAAAUCAGGAUGGCCAUGCGUGUGAUUCUAGCACUAACAUUUUUUACUGGGCUGUGCGUUGAGAAUUUGACAGCCAAUCUUGCUCUCAAUGCCAAAGUGAUGCAGUCCUCCUUAGAAAACAAUCAGGGAGAUGCUGAACAUGCUGUAGAUGGAAACAGAAAUGCAGAUUACUGGCAGGGCUCAUGCUCUCACACAAAAGCUGAGUUUAACCCAUGGUGGAGAGCUGACCUUGGAAAGGUCUACAGUAUAAGCAAGGUUUCCAUCACUAAUCGUAGAGACUGUUGCAAAGAGCGGAUCACAGGAGCUCAGAUUCGCAUUGGUAACAGUCUGGAGAACAACGGAAACAACAAUGAGCUGGUUGCAACUGUUUUCUCUGCUUUCGAUGGCACAAAAACAUUUGAGUUUGAGCCUGUUAACGGCCGAUAUGUCAACAUUUUUAUACCCGGGAAUAAUAAAAUUAUUACUCUGUGUGAAGUCGAGGUGUUUGGAGAAGCAGGCAAACCACUGUACAUUUGUGUUCCAAGAAAUCUUGCUCUUGGAGGUCAAGCAGUUCAGUCCUCCACAUACGAUUUUUCUGGAGUUGCUCAAAAUGCUGUCGAUGGUAACCGGCAGUCAAUGUACGCGCUCAGGUCAUGCAGCCAUACUAACGGGGACAGAGAGCCCUGGUGGAGAGUUGACUUGCAGGACGUCUACAGGGUAACCAGGGUUAGCAUUACUAAUCGUGGAGACUGUUGUGGAGAGAGGAUCGUGGGUAUUCAGAUCCGUAUCGGCAACAGCCUGGAGAAUAACGGCAACAAUAAUCAGCUGGCUGCGACUGUUGGGUCCAUCCCACUUGGAAACACAAAAACUUUUAAGUUUAAGCCUGUUAAGGGACGAUACGUCAACAUUAUUGUGCCUGGACGCAAUGAAUUCCUCACUCUGUGUGAAGUUGAGGUUUAUUCAGAUUAAGUGGAACAAGAUGACGAUACACCACAGUCCACUGAUCCUAUGAGCAAAAUGAAUCAAACUACUGUUUUCUGAGCAAUACUAAUAUUGCACAUUUUUCAUUGUUUUUAUUUUACUUUUACACCUUUAUCCUUCCUCCCGGGUUAUUUACACCAUAA